GUAGCAUAAUUUUUCUUAUUCAAGUACUUUUAUACUUGUAUGUAACACUUACGGAAGUGCAAGAUUAAUGUCAAGUGGCCACUUGCAGAAGAUAAGAAGGAAGAAAAUAAACGGAGAGUUAAAGAUAAAUAUUACGGCAUCCAAAACCAUUAUAGACAUGGUGAUUAAAAGGAACCUAAAUCAGUGUAAAACCCGGGUCAGCCAUAGGCAGACACUCAUUACCAUCUGAGAAAAUGUAACAUUCAAGUCAUUGCAGUUCGGAGGAAAUACGUAUAUCUGCCGUAUAUCGCUUAUCUAUAGCGAUCGAUUUCAGCAUUACACAGUAGAUAAGUAAACUUGAGAGGAUAUUGUGUGCAGAAGACGAUUUGCUGAUAACGUUCCUUUCUAGGUUUUAUGUGAAUUUGAGUCAUGGUGGUGGGACCAGGUGACCAUGGACUCCAGGCAGACAUUAUUUUUGUCAUUGAAGGAACAGCAAUUAAUGGAGCUUAUUUAAAUGAUCUCAAAUCACAUUAUGUUGUACCAACACUGGAGUACUUUAGUCAGGGGACCAUUGAAGAACGAGAUUAUGUAGCUGAGAGCACAAGUACUCAGUAUGGUCUGGUCAUUUAUCAAGCAGCUGACUGUCUUCCUAACCCCAGUAGCGAUUGCUUUGGGCCUUAUUCUAACCCACAGAAGUUGCUGAACAUCCUUGAUAAGAUUGAGUUGGUGGGUGGCAAGGGAGAAUCACAUGCCAAUAUUGCCGAAGGACUUGCUACAGCAUUGCAGUGCUUCGAAGAUCUGCAACAGAGGAGGGAGCCAAACAUAUUACCGCAGAAGCACUGUAUACUGGUUUGCAACUCUCCUCCUUAUCUUUUGCCUGUUAUGGAGUCUCCCACCUUUGCCGGACACACCGUGGAGCAGUUAGCAGUUCUUCUACAAGAGAGGGGUAUCCAUUUAUCGGUCCUAUCGCCUCGUAAGAUACCGGCACUUUUCAAGUUGUAUGAGAAAGCUGGAGGUGAUUUGCAGACGUCACAGACAAAGAACUACGCGAAGGAUCCUCGCCACCUAGUUCUACUUAAAGGAUACAGUUUAAAGGAGCGACCUAUCAGCCCCACACCAGGACCCAUUGGUCACCCCACAGGAAAUAUUUCUUCGAUGCCGUCAUCUAGCCCGAAUCAAAACAAUGGAAGUCCCAUGGGUACCUUGGCACCCUGCCCUGGUGGAGCAACAGGUAUGCCACAACAGCAGACUCCAAUGAUGAAUUCACAAGGGGUGCAGCCUACCGUGUUCAGACCCACUCAGACACAGGGACUAGUGAUGCCUCCUCAACAGCAGCACCCGCCACAGGGUGUCAUGCAUCCAAACCCCAGAAACACCAUAUUAUUUCCCCAACAACCUCCACAGUCCUAUUCUUCCCAAGGUAUAAUGGUGCAGAAUCGUCCCCCAAGGUGGCCUCUGCCCAUGAUGCAACCUCAGCAGCAGUCACGCCAGUUUCCAAACCAAAGUGCCCUCAUUGCCCAGCUGACACAACCAACAAUGGGUACUGCAGUAAAUCCUACAGCCUUGGCCGUGACUGGGCAAUUCAAUCAAAACAAUCCUACGCCAGUGAUGAGCCAGCAGCAGCAGAUGCACAAUAUGUCAAGGGUACCUCAGCAACCUGGACAAGGUGGUUCAAUGAACUUACCAUCUAUGGUUGGUCCUGGACCAGGGCAGCAACCAGGUCCAGGGCAGUCGGCACCACCGCCGCCACAAUCGAACCAGUCUGGCACCCCUUCAGGUCAGCAACCACAAACUAUAGGCCAACAACAGACUGUUGCAGCUCCGCAACAGGGUACACCUCCAGGUGGUCCUGGGCAGCCAUCAGCACAACAACAACCAGGGCAACAGACUGCAGGUGGAAACCAACAGCGGCAGACAAUAUGGCAGGGUGUUUUGGAAUGGAUUGAAAAAGCCAAGAACCCCAAUGAUACUCAGAAACUUACACGGCAUGUUCCCUGUCAAGUAUCUGCUAACCCAAGAGACGGUGAACCAGACCUGAAAGCUGACUCAUGGCCUCAGAAGCUUAUAAUGCAACUGAUGCCAAAGCAACUGAUUGGGAACAUUGGUGGUGCAUAUUUGAAGAACUCUAAGUCUGUUCUGUUCCAUCCUCAAAAUUGUGAAGCACUCGAGUCUCUCACCAAAGUUAUGAGUUCAGGUUUUGCUGGGUGUGUUCACUUCACAAGUGUUCCUUCACCGCAAACAUGUGACAUCAAAGUUUUGAUACUUCUGUACACAUCAGAGAAACGUGCAUUUCUUGGGUUCAUUCCCAAUGAUCAAGCAGCAUUUGUUGAUAGACUUCGUAAGGUGAUCCAGCAUCAGAAGACUACCCAGGCCCUAAUCAGGCAACAAGGCGGCCAGGCCAAUGCUGGAGCCCUUCAAGCUCCAACAGCUGGGGUGAGCAUGACUCAACAGCAGCAGCAACAGCAGCAGCAGCAGCAGCAGCAGCAGCAACAACAACAGCAGCAACAACAACAACAACAGCAGCAACAACAGCAGCAGCAGCUGUCUGGAUCUAUGGGGGCUCCGGGAGGUGGGCCACAACCAGGUCAACAGCAAACUAACUCGCAGCAAGGCCCACAGGGGGGAAUCAUGAUGUCUCAAACUAACCCAAUGACCAUGGGCGGUGGCCAGAUCACUCAGAAUGUAGUGACAUCAGCAGCCCAGCAGAUGCAACAGCAGGUUGUUUCUUUGGGACAACAAGGGGCAGGUGGUCCAGGUGCUGGAAAUAAUCAAGCUUCUCCUGCACAGUUGUCGGCUCUGCAGAAUGCAGAGAGACACUUGGGAGGUCCAGGUGGCAACCAACAACAGCCUGGUGCAGGAGGGCCCAUAAGAGGUGGUCAGGGGAUGAUGGCAGGGGCCCCUCAGCGCCCACCUUUCGAUAACAUUGAAGCUGCACGUCAGCAGAACCUGGCAAAGAUCCAGCAUUUGAGGCAGACUCUUGAAGCAGCCCAGCAACAGGAGCUUCAAUACAAGUCACAACUUGAAAUUAUCAGUCACAUCAAGAUUCAGCAGCUUCAGCAGAAUUUGGAAAUGGCUCAGCAGCAGGAAAUACAGUUCAAGGCUCAGAUGGAGCAAGAGCAACAGAAACAGCUGCGUGUACAGCUGCAGCAGCUGACACAACAGCAGCAACAACAGCAGCGCCAGAUGGCUCCUCAAGGUAUGCAGCAGUCCCAGGCACAGCAGCCAAACCAGCAGCAGAGGAUGGUAAGACCGGUGCUGGCCAACAAUCCUGGGCUCAGACAUCUCCUUCAGCAGCAGCCGCAGUAUCGCCAACAGGUACUGAACAUGCAGCAGCUGGGAGGUCUCCGAGGGCAGCAGCAAAACCCUGGUGGACAGCCUCAACAGCAACAAUUUGAUGAAGUUGCCACAUUUGACUUCCUCAACUAGGGUAUGAAUGAAAUUAAUUUCAACAAUCUGAGUAGCAAAGCUUCAUGUACAUAUAAUACAUUGGCAGCAGUGAAGUAAGGUUAUACUAAUUUCCAUAUUGGGUUCCGUUAGAAAAGAUUGUAACUUAAAAUCUGUGAACACUUGUUGCUCAGAUACAUGUAUUACUUGUAAUCUUCACUGAUGAUCAAAUGCUUCUGUUGCAUUCUUUAAUGAAAAUUCCUUCAGCAAAAAUUAAUACCAUAUUUAAAUUGGAGAAAAUGUGAGCAGUGCAGUCCAAUGAUCCUCGUAUCUUGUAGAAUUUAGUUUUUUCUUCAUGUUCUUGAGAGGUGCUGUCCUGAGAUUUUUACACUAUUAUUGCGGAAGAAAUGGUUCAGUCACCGUUUAGCCAACUGGCGCGGCUUGUUGCCCGAGAGUCUUUCACCUACUAUAAAUUAUUUCCAGUAAAGAAGAUGCACUUUGACUUCUGAUUGAAAAUCAAAACAUAAUGGAUUUGUUUUAGGAUAAUAAAAUUGUUGCAAGGCUUGAAAAAUUAGUCUGAGAAUAAUUUAAACUUUUUUCCAUUUAAUGACGGUUUAAGGAACCAUAAUCAUGUUUUUGGAUAGUAAAUAUGAACCUACUCAGUAGUUAAGAGAUUUUUAAUGCUUAUCAUAGCUAAAUAGUAAUAUUAUAAUUUUAUGAAUGUUUUAUUCCAUGAAUAAUUUUUCUGUAUUAUUUAUUUAAAAAUUAGGUAGCAAAUCAAACUUUUGGAUUAACACUGAAUUUAUUCUUUUUGUGUCAGAUUUUUAAUUUAUUGUCUUUAAAAGAAUAAGAAUGAACAGAGCUAUUGUUCACAGCUUUCUGUUUUUAAUUUACCAGGUUUCUUAUACAAGAUUCAAAUUAAAUUAAUGUGAACAAUUGGAAAUGUUGAUAUUUUUGUUGUUCAGAAUCUGUUAUUUAAUAAAGUGUAUGGAAUAUUUUUUCCAUAUACUCAAGGGGACUAUCUUAUUUGAUGAAAAUAUGAAAUUUUAUAUCAGUGUAAUGUUUUAUAUUAUAAUCACGGUUGGAAAUCAGUAUAUGCUGAAUUUGUAGAAAACCUUAUUUAAUAUUGUUAUGUAAUUAUAUCCAUUAAUUUCUUCAUACAGAUUUUUGUGUGUACCUGGAUCAACUGUCAUUUGAAAGUACAUACAUCUGAAUGGUACAUGAUCACUUAAUCAUUACUUACAUUGCAGAUUGGGAGAAAAGGUUAAUCUUAAAGUAUACAUUACAGUAUAUGUUAAUUAGGUGUGGGCAGUUGGAUUAUUGGAUGUGUAGUUCCAUCUGCAGUUCAUUCUGGUAUUUUAGAAACAAUAUGGUAUUUAUUAUGUUACAUAUUGACAGUUCUGCUGAAUCCUACUGAGAUCAAACCAAACUUGUAAUACAGUAAUAUUAAAAUUCAUAUAUCAUAA
Molecule: messenger RNA, 4829 nt
Organism: Zootermopsis nevadensis
Lineage: Eukaryota; Metazoa; Arthropoda; Insecta; Blattodea; Termopsidae
Source: RefSeq, a predicted model, not a curated record